This is a messenger RNA of Dreissena polymorpha, 3487 nucleotides long. Its product is annotated as zinc finger protein 14-like. The coding region runs from base 59 to 1876 and encodes 605 amino acids. The record is from RefSeq and is a predicted model, not a curated record. NCBI's taxonomy places the organism in Eukaryota, Metazoa, Mollusca, Bivalvia, Myida, Dreissenidae. The transcript has 7 exons. Gene Ontology annotation, biological process: regulation of transcription by RNA polymerase II. Gene Ontology annotation, molecular function: DNA-binding transcription factor activity, RNA polymerase II-specific; RNA polymerase II cis-regulatory region sequence-specific DNA binding. Gene Ontology annotation, cellular component: nucleus.
CCUCAUUGUAAUUUUGUCAUUACGUUGACAAAUUAAUUUCGGGAUACGAAAAGGAGAUAUGAUUGUAGCUAUGGCACCAAAACCAACGCCCCAUGAAAUAUUGGCGAGAGUAGCUGAUCUGUUCCAAACAUUUGAAACUUCAGACGUGCAUGCUUUUGUGAUGUUUAUUGAUACCUCAUCAAUGACAGAUGUGAAGAGUUCUGGAACUAACCUCGGUGCAAAAUUUGUCCAAUCCAACCCUGACAUUGGAAAGGCGUUUGAGACGUUUUGUACCAAUUUGAAUACCUUAAAAGAAGAGGCUAACAUAUCUUCGCUAAAAGAAGAGGCUGACAUAUCUUCGCAACGCAGUGAUGUAGACAACGUGUUUGAUGGUUCUUUGUUGUCAAAUCCUAUAUUGGAGGUGAAAUCUGAAAUAGAAGAAGAAAAUCCAUAUGACUGUGAUGCAGAUGUUGAGACAGACAUUGAUGAAUCCGUGGAUGAAAUGGGUGACAGGACACUCAUCAUAAAGAAGGAAACCGCUUCUUGUUCUAACAUGCCGGAACAAGGUGAAGAUUCGGAUGAUGCUGGUACUUCAAAAAAGGGAAUGAAGACAAGAUGCGUUAAGAAAAAGAAAGAAAAGCUGUUUGCUAAUACCAAGGAUAGAUAUGGUGUUAGUAAAAUGCUAUCACAUCUUAGAAAGUCUGCAAUGAGACUGCCCUCAAAAGUGAACUGUCAUCUAUGUACAAAGUCUUUCACGACCAAGUUCUCUCUGACUCGCCACGUGAAACUGUGGCAUGCAUCCUGGUCCUGUGACAAGUGCAAGGAAGACUUUGGUAGCCGCCGGGCCUUCGUGUGUCACAUGAAGACAGCUCAUGCCAACGAACUUGAUGAACUCGGACUAACGAAGGCUAAACCCAACCCAUUGUUUAAUUGUGAAAUUUGCAACAUGGUGUUUCUGACCAAAUUUUCUGUUUCACGACACAAGCUGGUGAAGCACAAUCCUAAAGUCUUUGAGUGUGAAAUCUGUCAUGAAAAAUUCGCCUCAGACAAACUUCUCCGUGAACAUAACGAAGAUGUGCAUCUGAAGGUGUGGAGCUCAUGCAAGGAAUGUGGACAGACCUUCAGUAACAAGACCGAAUUUAGAUUUCAUAAAAAAGAGCAUCGAGUCGAGAAAGUGAUUGAUAAUCCGUUCAACAAAUGCCUCAUAUGCGAGAAGGAGUAUAGUUCAGCAAAAGAGUUGCGCAGACACACUAGUCGAGUUCACAGCAGCGCCAAGUAUCCCUGUCAUAGAUGUGGGAAAUGUUUUGGUCUGGUUGCUGACUUAAAAGUCCACGAAAAGUCACAUACGAACGAGUUCAAAUGUCAGUAUUGCUCAAAGGUGCUCAAGUCUGCCAAAAUUUUACGAGAUCAUGAAAAUGGACAUACAAAAGAGACUGUGUUUGUUUGCGACAUUUGUGGCAUUGAGUUUUACAAUAACACGUCGCUGGCUCAUCACCGAAAACGCCAUAUUUUCGGCAGCGCAUCCUUCAAGAAACCAAAGUCAAGAUGUCAGUAUUGUUCUGCAAUUUUUGAAUCCAGUUAUUACCUGUCCAAACAUUUACGAGACCAUCAUCUGGAAAGAGCUCUGGAGGAUAAAAGUGCGUAUAUAAAAAUGUGCGAAUUUUGUAAUAAGGUCUUCAUCAGUGAGAAGUUCCAAAAGCACCUAGAUAUGCACACCCAAACAAAACGUCACCAGUGUGGCGUGUGUUCUAAAGCCUUUGUGGACAAGAGCAAUCUAUUUACCCAUUGUGUAAAGGUGCACAAAAUGAAGAAACACCCGUGUCCUGUGUGCAAGCGGAUCUUCUGGGGUCCAGAUCAACUGAGCUUUCACACAGCAAUAGAACAUAAACAAGAAUAGCUUGGUCCGAUGAUGCAGUAUUUCUGGAUGCUGCAUACAUUCAAUUAAGUAGAUGGUCUCUGCUGUUUGUCUGGCUAAAAAUAUUUUAUUGCCCACACUUUCAAUGUCAAAUAAACAAUACUUUUUACAGUGCAAUUUAUAUACGAUCAUAUUGCCAUGCUUCACCCUCAUCUAUUAAUUUUAUGUAAGCCAGUGAGAAAUACAUUUUCCGCAAAAUGGUUUAGAUUUUUUUGUCAUCUACCGGUUUCACCGGAGGGGACUUAUGGUUUGCACUCUGUGUGUCAGUCCGUCCGUCAGUCACACUUUCCUGGAUCCUGCGAUAACUGUAAAAGUUCUUCAUAUUUUUUCAUGAAACUUGAAACAUGGAUAGAUGGCAUAAGGGACAUUAUGCACGUCAUUUCAUUUUGUUCCUACGUCAAAAAUUCUGGUUGCUAUGGCAACAAAUAAGAAAAAAUCAGACAAUGGUUGAGCCGUUAGGGGACAUAUAUUGCUUGGCACUAGUCUUGUUUUAAAUGAUUUUUUGGGGGGUAAGUUCACUGAUAAUUUCCUUUUUUAUUAUUCAAAUUCACAGAAUUCCAUGCUGGGAUUGUGUCAGAACAAUGUCCAUGUCAUUUGAAAUCAGUGCCAGAUUGACAUUAUUAACCCAUUUAUGCCUAUCGUCUAGAAAAAAGGCCUUGGCAAACAGCAUAGACCUAGAUGAGACGCCGCAUCAUGCGGCGUCUCAUCAGGGUCUGCGCUGUUGACUUAAAGGAAUUUCUGUAAGAAAUAUUCUAAAUAUAGAAAUAAAUAUACUAGACAUCCCUAAUUUUGGAAAUAAAUUGAUCCAACUUAGAAGAAUGGGAGAGUCCACUAGGCAUAAAUGGGUUAAUAUACAAGUUACACUCAAACAGACAUAGGAACUUCUUGAAAAAAUAUUUGGGAAGUGAAACACCAUCAAAUGAAAUGUGAUGUUUGAGGGACUUUGGGUACAGACAAUAGUUUGCUUUGACAGUAGUUUAUAAUAUACAGGUCAAUGUCUUACAAGUUUUUCCAAGUAUAUUGUAUAGUAUUUUAUAUACUAUGACAAGAAUUUUUGUUUCAACUACAAUGUUUACAUGAAAUUUUGUAAACAAAAACUCUAGUAUUCCAUGCUAGUAUACUUUUUUUCAGCUAAGUGUGAAGUGCUGAGGGGUGGGUAAAUAAAUUAAUUGACUUUUUGUCUUUGUUAUAUGUUAUUGAUGUGUAAUAAAUAAUAUAUAAAUAAUAUGCAAUGUUAAAAUUUGAAUGUAUCUGCAUACUCUGAGACAUUUGUAAAAAUAAUGAUUACUUGUUGUAUUAGAAUUAGUUGAUCUUUAUUUUAUUGUAAAAGAAAUGUCGAUCUGAAUGUUUUAAUCUAAGUGCCAAAGUUUGAGUUUUAAUUUUCAUAUGGCAUAUGCGAAGUUGUAUCAAAGAGUAUCAGUGCUAGAGCUUUCAGAGCUUAUUCUGUUCUGAAUGAAUGACCUUGAUCUUUGUGUGUAAGAUUAAAAAUUGUAACUCUGUAAAAUUAUUAAGUGUUGUUCUAAAUGUAUGCAAGUCUGAAUGUAUUGUUGUUGUUGUUUGUAACUAAUAUAUAUAAUAAAAUGCAUAUUUGAA